AGCGUUGGCUCAACUUAGGAGGCAUGGAGCUGUCCUUAGGACAGGUCUGCCGCCAGGCGCAGGCUCCGGCCCAUGAGAUGCUGCGGCAACUACCCGCAGCACCCGGAUCGCCAGGAGCUGCCUGGACCUGGGGCCGAGGCUCGGCAGCAGUGCUGAGCGCUUGGGCUGGAGCUGGGGCAGCUGCAGCGCGCAAGGCACCGACUGCGCGGCGGGCUUUUGUAGAUCAUUGCGAAACAGUCCAGCGGCGCCAGCGGGGGCAGCUCUCGCCUGAGUUUGAGAGCGGCGUGUCCACUGGUUGGAAGAAGUUGGACGAGUUCAUGCGACCUGUACGUGGCGAAGUCGUCGUAGUUUGUGGGCAGCCGGGUUCUGGCAAGAGCGAAUUUAUGUUGUCGCUUGCCGUGAAUUUGGCCAAGCUGCAUGGGUCGAGAACGGGCCUCUGCCUUUUCGAGCACAAGUGUGAUGAGCUGUUCAUCCAGUUGCUGGAAAAGCUCAAUGAGGUGCACUUCAGCCUCCUGAAGCACAGUCUGGAGAGAGAUCGACAGUUCCUGUCGCGCCACUUCAAGAUUAUCAGUGAGUUCUCAGAAGAAGCCACAGUGACGGAGAUUCUGGCCAGCGCGGCAGCAUUGGUUGAGCAGGAUGGCCUUGAGAACCUCAUCAUCGACCCAUACAACUACAUAGCCAAGCCGGAGAACUGCAGAGACUCAGAAACCGAGCUGGUGAGCAGCUACAUGACGCAGAUUCAGCGGUUCGCAAAGAAGUACAAAGUCUGCGUGUCAGGCGAUUUCCAUAGCACUUGGACAUUGCCUGGCAGGUGGUGGUACACCCGUCCAAGGGCUCGCAAACCUCGGGCAACAGCCCCAGUUUGUACGACUGCCAGGGCUCUGCCCAUUGGUACAACAAGUGCGAUAAGGGCAUCAUUGUGGUCAGGCCGAACAGGAAUCCGCAGCAAGGCUCUACCCGCCAGGUGGAGCUCCAGGUGCAAAAGGUGCGGGACAGUGCUUCUGGGCAGCUGGGCACUGUGAAGCUUACCUUCAACCCCGCCACGCGUGGCUACAGCGAUUCCGAGAACGAGCCCGAGCUGCGGAGUCGGGAGCUUCUGAGGAGCCACGCCUGAUAAAAGGGCGGUGCCCCGACUUUAGGACUUUUAGAGUCGUUCCGAGCAACGAGCGAGAUGCGGUGGUUGUGGAC
Molecule: messenger RNA, 1188 nt
Organism: Effrenium voratum
Lineage: Eukaryota; Dinophyceae; Suessiales; Symbiodiniaceae
Source: the annotation of a GenBank genome assembly